AUGGGCCCAGUUCGGUCGUUACGGCGUACGAAUCCGCUCACUUUGAUUGUGGGUGUGGUCUUAUGUAUCAUAAUAUUCGUAUUUCUAUUCUCACCAACCAACGCCGACGCAGCAGCAUCGCAAUUAAGAAGAGCCAGCGCGGCAUCCAAUCCUCUCUCACCACCCACCUCUCCCUUUCGCAAACAAAAUGAAGCUACGAAAAGUGGUAAACGGAUACCACCGCCCGUGGUUCAUUACCAUAUGAAUAACGUUACCAGCACCGCCGAUCCUAUGGGGAAUCGAGAAAUGAUUCUCAUUUUGACACCGUUGGCAAGAUUUUAUCAAGGAUACUGGGAUAAUCUGUUGAAGCUUUCGUAUCCGCAUGAGCUUAUUACUCUCGCUUUCAUCAUCCCCAAGAAUAAGGAAGGAAAUGCUGCCACGGCAGCGUUGCAGGAGCAAGUUACCAAAACACAAAAGUCCGGACCGGAGAAGAAUCGAUUCGCAAGUAUCAUUAUUGAACGACAAGACUUCGAUCCACCUCUUGCAUCUCAAUCCGAAACCGAAAGACACAAGAUGGAAAAUCAAAAGGCUAGAAGAUCUGCCAUGUCCAGAGCCAGAAACUCCCUUCUGUUUACUACUCUUGGACCGUCUGUAUCUUGGGUUCUAUGGUUAGAUUCGGAUGUUAUUGAAUCGCCUCCAACUCUGAUACAGGAUUUGGCUUCUCACGACAAAGCCAUCAUUGUGCCCAACUGCUUCCAGAGAUACUACGAUACAAAAGACAAACGAAUGUCAGAGCGCGCCUACGACUUCAACAGCUGGCAGGAUAGUGACGUUGCACAAAAACUCGGGGAUUCCAUGGGUCCUGAUGAUAUUCUAUUGGAGGGGUACGCUGAUAUGGCUACAUAUCGAACAUUGAUGGCAUAUCUUGCCACCGAUUCUGGAGAUGCCAAGACGGAAGUACCACUAGAUGGAGUGGGAGGAACGGCUUUAAUGGUCAAGGCAGAGGUCCAUCGUGAUGGAGCCAUGUUUCCUCCUUUUGCUUUCUAUCAUUUGAUUGAGACGGAGGGAUUUGCUAAGAUGGCAAAGAGAUUGGGUUGGAGUGCUUUUGGUUUGCCUAAUUAUAAGGUCUACCAUUAUAACGAUGGUAGUGGUAGUGUUAGUGUUAGUGUUAGUGGUAGUGGUAUUGAUAUUGUUACUGCUAUUGUUAUUGCUAUUGUUAGUGGUAGUGUUAGUGUUAGUGUUAGUGUUAGUGUUAGUGUUAGUGUUAGUACUCGACUUGACUGA
Sclerotinia borealis F-4128 is the source of this 1263-nucleotide messenger RNA. Lineage: Eukaryota; Fungi; Ascomycota; Leotiomycetes; Helotiales; Sclerotiniaceae. The record is from the annotation of a GenBank genome assembly.